AUGGCGUCCUUCCUCGAAAAUGCCUACAGUCUGGUCCAUAUGGACAACACGGCGGACCAGCCGACUGUGCAGGAGCUCCGGGUACAACUGGAGAAGGGCAAUGAUGAGACUAAGCUGGAGACCAUGCGGACUGUCAUCACGAUCAUGCUCAACGGAAACCCCAUGCCCGAUCUCCUGAUGCACAUCAUUCGUUUCGUUAUGCCGUCAAAGAGCAAGUCUCUGAAGAAAUUGCUUUAUUUCUACUACGAGAUUUGCCCCAAGCUCGACUCGAGCGGCAAGCUUAAGCAGGAAAUGAUCUUGGUUUGCAAUGGCAUUCGUAACGAUCUGCAACACCCUAACGAAUAUAUUCGAGGAAACACACUUCGAUUUUUGACCAAGCUUCGCGAACCGGAACUCAUCGAGCCCCUCCUCUCCUCAGCCCGCUCGUGUCUGGAGCAUCGCCAUGCCUACGUUAGAAAGAACGCCGCAUGGGCAGUGGCUUCUAUUUUCCAGCACUCCGAGUCUCUCAUCCCCGACGCCCCUGAGCUUCUCCAGACCUUCCUCGAAACGGAGACAGAAGGCACCUGCAAGCGCAAUGCUUUCGCAGCCCUCAUGUCCAUCAGCCACCAAAAGGCGCUCGAAUACCUCGGUACAACCUUCGACACCAUCCCCAACACCGACGAGCUGCUACAGCUGGCGGAACUCGAGUUUCUGCGCAAAGAUGCGGUUCAGAACCCACAGAACAAGUCUCGAUACCUCAAGCUCAUGCUCGAACUCCUGGACGCCCCUACCAGCACCGUCGUCUAUGAGGCAGCCACCUCUCUUACCGCCCUUACCAGCAACCCUGUCGCCGUGAAGGCCUCCGCGGCCAAGUUGAUUGAUCUCGCCAUUCGGGAGGCUGAUAACAAUGUCAAACUCAUCGUUCUGGACCGUGUGGACCAGCUGCGCAUCCGCAACGAGGGUGUGUUGGAUGAUUUGACUAUGGAGAUUCUCCGCGUUCUCACUAGCCCUGAUAUUGAUGUCCGGAGAAAGGCUCUUGGUAUUGCGUUGGAGAUGGUCUCAAGCAAGAAUGUCGAGGAGAUUGUUAUGUUGCUCAAGAAAGAGCUCGCUAAGACUGUGGAUGAGCAAUAUGAGCAGAACAACGAAUAUCGUCAACUUUUGGUGCAGUCAAUACAUAACUGUGCCAUUAAGUUCUCUGAGAUUGCCGCUAGUGUUGUUGAUCUGCUGAUGGACUUCAUUGCUGACUUCAACAGCACCUCUGCUGUUGAUGUGAUCUCUUUCGUUAAGGAAGUGGUUGAGAAGUUCCCCGACCUGCGUGCGUCAAUUGUCGAUCGCCUUGUGUCUACUCUCAGCGAGGUCCGGGCCGGCAAGGUCUACCGCGGUGUUCUUUGGGUAGUCGGUGAAUACUCUCUGGAAGAGAAGGAUAUCCGUGGGGCUUGGAAGAAGAUUCGUGCCAGUCUUGGCGAGAUCCCUAUUUUGGCUUCUGAGCAACGUCUCUUGGAUGAGGUGCCCGAUGACAAUGCGCUCCUCCUGGAACAAGCCAAUGGUCAGUCCAAGGCUGCCCCUACUGGGUCUCGUAAGGUUUUGGCCGACGGAACUUACGCCACGGAGAGCGCUCUUACCAGCCAAUCUGCCGCUGCCGCUCGCCUUGAAGCUGUGAAGGCCGCGCAAAAGCCUCCUCUGCGUCAACUCAUCUUAGAUGGCGACUACUACCUGGCCACUGUGCUCUCAUCCACAUUAACCAAGCUGGUUAUGCGCCAUUCCGAGGUAUCUCAAGACAGUGCUCGCACUAACGCUCUCCGGGCUGAGGCCAUGUUGAUCAUGAUCUCCAUCCUGCGUGUCGGACAAUCUCACUUCGUCAAGGCCCCCAUUGAUGAGGACUCUGUUGACCGUAUCAUGACCUGUGUCCGAUCUCUCGCUGAAUUCUCCGAGAAGAAAGAUCUUGAGAUUACCUUCCUCGAGGAUACCCGCAAGGCUUUCCGUGCCAUGGUCCAGGUUGAGGACAAGAAGCGAGCCGCGAAGGAGGCCGUUGAGAAAGCUAAGACCGCUGUCCAAAUCGAUGAUGCUAUUCCCAUCCGCCAAUUCACCAAGAAGAACACUGUUGAGGGAGCCGAAGAGAUCGAGCUGGACCUCGUCAAGGCCACCGGCGGUGAUUCGGUUGUGGAGAAUGUCGCUUCUAAGCUUAGUCGCGUGGUGCAACUGACCGGUUUCUCCGACUCCGUCUACGCCGAAGCUUACGUGACUGUUCACCAGUUCGAUAUUGUUCUUGAUGUUCUACUAGUCAACCAGACCACCGAGACUCUGCAAAAUCUGUCUGUGGAGUUUGCUACUCUGGGUGAUCUCAAGGUUGUUGAGCGACCAUCCACACACAACCUGGGACCUCGGGACUUCUUGAAUGUCCAGGCGACAGUGAAGGUCUCUUCCACCGACACUGGUGUCAUUUUCGGAAACAUUGUAUACGACGGUGCCAGUUCUACCGAGACCCAUGUGGUCAUCCUUAAUGACAUCCAUGCCGACAUCAUGGACUAUAUCCAGCCUGCUCACUGCACAGAGACCCAGUUCCGUACCAUGUGGACUGAGUUCGAGUGGGAGAACAAGGUUAACAUUAACUCUAAGGCCAAGACUCUGCGCGAUUUCCUGAAACAGCUGAUGGAGAGCACCAACAUGGCCUGCCUGACUCCUGAUGCUUCUCUCAAGGGUGAUUGCCGCUUCUUGUCCGCCAACCUCUAUGCCCGAAGUGUAUUUGGCGAGGAUGCUUUGGCGAAUUUGAGCAUUGAGAAGGAGGGCGAUGAUGGACCUGUUACCGGUUUUGUACGGAUCCGCAGUCGCUCACAAGGUCUGGCUUUGAGUCUGGGUUCUUUGAAGGGCCUCAAAGCUGCGGCAGCAUGA
This is a messenger RNA of Penicillium angulare, 2868 nucleotides long. Its product is annotated as coatomer subunit beta. Gene Ontology annotation, molecular function: structural molecule activity. The coding region runs from base 1 to 2868 and encodes 955 amino acids. The record is from RefSeq and is a predicted model, not a curated record. Lineage: Eukaryota; Fungi; Ascomycota; Eurotiomycetes; Eurotiales; Aspergillaceae. Gene Ontology annotation, cellular component: cytoplasm; COPI vesicle coat. Gene Ontology annotation, biological process: intracellular protein transport; endoplasmic reticulum to Golgi vesicle-mediated transport; intra-Golgi vesicle-mediated transport. The transcript has 4 exons.